UUACAACUUGCAGAAAGUACUGUUACGCCGAAAUAGAUCGGAAUUCGGAGUACAAAGAAAAUACCUGAAGGCUUGUGAGGGGCUAAUAACAAUGGCGAUUUCGACGUUCCCGAACCGCCGGCGCCGGCGGAAGAAGCAGCUUCAGUAGUAUUAUUACUAUUAUUAUUAUUUUGUACGUGUCGAUAUUGCGCCGACAUAUUUAUUCCGUUUCGUUUUCUUUUCCUUUUUCUUUUGUUUGCUUUACAGACUUUCCCGGCGGCGGCGAGCUACCGGCCUGCCGGUGAGGCUUUGACUUCGAGAAAGAGAACCUUUGUGGGGAAUUUUCAGUUGGAAUGUUUGUUUAAUAUCGUCAAUGAUCAACCCUAAGAAUUGAUGACGUUGGUGGUCAACGCGAUAACAAGGACGAGUUCGGGUAAGGAAGAGGCCCGUUGCUUGACGUUUCCGAGCAGGCCCAUGAAAGCCCUUGGCCUUUGGUUAAAUGGGCCUAGACCGGUUGAAUUUUAACCCCGGCCUGCUGAGUGGUAGCGACCCGAAUUGCUGACCCGCGGGUGCGAACGAUCCGCCCGCCAAACACAUCAUAAUAGAUUUACCGUUUAUCCAAUCAGAAUUAGGUCGUUCGAGAGUUGGAAAAAAAUGGCGGCAACUGUUCUUCCCCGCUACUGCUGCAGCUCGUCUCUCAAACCAAUCGACGAUUCAGCUAAACAACUCGAGGAACCAAAGUCAGUCAAGUUCCCCGAGCGUGCAAGGAAUUCCCGGCGUCACCCUUCUAGACCUUCCAUCAAGCCAAACAGCCCCGCUGUCACUCGUUCCCUCUUGGCAUUAGCUGAUUCUGGUUGUUCCAUGGACGCCGCGCUCCAGCUGUUCGAGAAAAUGAACCACUCAGACACCUUCAUUUGGAACGUCAUCAUCAGAGGACUUGCUAGGAAUGGGUUGUUCUCGGAAGCCGUCGAUUUCUACCGUAGGAUGGAGCGGGAAGGGAUUGGAAUGGACUACUUCACCUUCCCGUUUGUGAUCAAAGCGUGUGGAGAGUUGAUGUGGUUAACCGAAGGGCAGCGAGUUCACGCCAGGGUGAUUAAAGUCGGGUUGGAUUCCGACAUCUACGUUUGCAAUUUUCUUGUGGAGAUGUAUUUCUCGGUUGGGUGUCCUGAGUUAGCGGAGAAGGUGUUUGAGGAAAUGCCUCAGAGGGACCUGGUUUCUUGGAACUCUAUGGUUGCUGGGUAUCUGUCGGCUGGAGAUGGGUUCAGCUCGUUGGGUUGGUUUCGAGAAAUGGUUGGUUCGGGGGGAAAACCGGAUAGGUUCGGGGUGAUCAGUGCUCUUGGUGCAUGUUCAAUGGAAAGCUGUUUUAAAUCUGGGAAGGAAAUUCAUUGCCAAGUGAUUAAGAACGGGAUUGAUUUGGAUGUCAUGGUGGGAACAUCUCUUAUAGAUAUGUAUGGUAAAUGCGGUGAAGUUGGCUCUGCAGAGAUGGUGUUCCACCUUAUCCCAUUGAAAAAUGUUGCAGUCUGGAAUGCCCUGAUUAAUGGCUAUGUUGUAAGUGGCAAAUCUGCAGAGUCAUUUGCUUGUUUGAGACUAAUGCAAGAGGAUCAACACAUGGUUCCAGAUGCUAUUUCCUUGAUAAACGUUCUCCCGUCUUGUUCACAACUAGGAUCUCUGAAGGAGUGCAAGUCCAUCCAUGGGUAUGCCUUCAGGAAGCUUCUUCUCCCUCAGGUAGUCUUGGAAACUUCCCUGGUCGAUGCUUAUGGAAAAUGUGCAGCAGUGAGAUCGGCUGAACGUCUUUUCAGUGUAAUCAGUGAGAAGAAUUUGGUAUCAUGGAACACCAUGAUUGCUGCUUAUGUACACAAUGAAAAGCACGAAGAAGCUCUCCAACUGUUUCAGGACAUGUGGUUAAAGCAGAACCACCACCUUAAACCGGAUGCAAUCACUAUUGCUAGCAUCCUUCCUUCCUACGCAGAGCUAGCUAUGGUAAACGAGUGUAAGCAGAUCCAUGCUCUUGCUGCCAAGUUCGGCUCAAACACCGUCAUCUCCAAUGCUCUCAUUCACGCUUAUGCAAAAUGCGGCGACCUUGACACCGCAAGAAGGAUCUUCGAUCGAAUGCCGUGUAAGAAUCUGGUAUCAUGGAACACUAUGAUCUUGGCUUACGGUAUACACGGAUUUGGUGAAACUGCCAUUGCCACGUUUUCCCAAAUGAGGGAAACCGGUAUUGAACCAGAUCAUGGCAGUUUCGUCUCGCUGCUGUACUCUUGCAGCAUCUCUGGCCUCGUUGAACAAGGGUGGGAGUACUUCAACGCGAUGAAAUCCGAGUACAACAUCGACCCUGGAAUCGAGCAUUACGGCUGCAUGAUAGAUCUCCUAGGACGCUCGGGAAAUCUCGACGCAGCCAGGGAGUUCAUCGAGCAGAUGCCCCUGCCACCCACAGCAAGAAUCUGGGGCUCAUUCCUCUCAGCAAGCAGAAACAACAACGACAUAGCAUCCGCCGAACUUGCCGCCAGCAAGAUCUCCUCCCUCGAACACGACAACACGGGCUGCUACGUCUUGCUCUCGAACAUGUACGCAGAAGCCGGGAGGUGGGAAGACGUGAACAGGAUCAAAUCCUUGAUGAAGGAGAAGGGGUUAGCGAAAACGACUGCAAGUUGCAGCGUUGACAUUAGAGGCAAGAGCGAAAGGUUCGUUCACCAUGACGUGUCCCACCGAGAGGCGAACAUGAUCAGUGAAGUACUUGACGUGAUACUGAAGCAAACAGGAGAUCGAAUGAAUAUGAACAUGACCAUGAAGUUCCGACCGGCCGAUUUGAUCAAGAGGAGAAGGGGCUCGCCGGAGGGACACGCAGUCAGGCUGGCGAUCUGCUUAGGCUUGGUGUCGACGGCAGUUGGGAAGCCUGUUGUGGUCAGGCAGAACACGAGAAUCUGCAAGGAUUGCCAUCGGUUGGCGAAGAAGAUCUCCAGGGCUUGUAAUAGGGAGAUUGUGGUGGGAGAUGGCAAAGUUUUCCACCAUUUCAAUGGUGGAGUUUGUUCAUGCGAGGAUUACUGGUAAGGAGUUUCCUUCUAAAGUCGAUUGUUGUUCUUGUUGUGCAUAAUUCUGGUUCACGUGUAUGUUCUCUAUUCUUUUGUGAAAUCUUUUCAAUUACUGUUCGUACAUAACUUAU
Molecule: messenger RNA, 3139 nt
Organism: Linum trigynum
Lineage: Eukaryota; Viridiplantae; Streptophyta; Magnoliopsida; Malpighiales; Linaceae
Source: the annotation of a GenBank genome assembly